Molecule: messenger RNA, 4311 nt
Organism: Sitodiplosis mosellana (orange wheat blossom midge)
Lineage: Eukaryota; Metazoa; Arthropoda; Insecta; Diptera; Cecidomyiidae
Gene: Pkc98E
Product: protein kinase C
Exons: 12
Coding region: 1111-3303 (730 amino acids)
Biological process (GO): protein phosphorylation
Molecular function (GO): diacylglycerol-dependent serine/threonine kinase activity; ATP binding
Source: RefSeq, a predicted model, not a curated record
ACUCCCAUUCGAAUGGAAAGAACAAAAAAAACCAUCCUCUCUCAUCUAAUCAAACUGAGACGCGAACGAGAUGAGUAGAUAUGUUCGCCAGAUGAGCACGACGCAUACGUUUGUGUGUUGUGUGUGCCGUGUUGAAGGUGUACAUAAGGCGCUCGCGAGAGAGAAAGAGAGUGUGUGUAUGUGCUUUGUAUGCGCGAGUCUAAUGUCAAUGUGCUGGUGAGUAUGGGUGAAAAAGAAUAACUUCGUUAUUGAUAUCAGAACGAUAUACUAAGCAGUACGUGGUUGUAAGGUGAAUCGAGAAAAAGUGCGCUGAAGCAGGCAAACGAUGUCGAAUGUAUUAAAAUUGUUUAUUUCUGCUGAAAAAGGAAUAGUUUCAUAGGGAUAAAAUUUGACCACAACUGCAUUAAUAUCGACGACCAUUUAUCCAUUUCAUUCAUCAAAUAAAUCGAACACAUUUUUUCGCGGACACUGUGUGAAGAAAAAGAGAAGAAAAAAAAAUAGUACGAGUGUAAAUAAGUGAAAAAAAAAUUCGAACCGUUUAUGGUGCUCUUUUGAUUUGUUUCGUAUUUGAUUUUCAGCAUCAAGAAUCAGUGGAAAUCGAGUGUGUGUUUUUUUCAUUUCUUUUUUUCACACACUCUUCGCGUAUUUGCAUUUUUUUUAUUUCUCUCAACACACGGUGUUCAAGUGAUAAUCUAGUGCAUUGAUUUUGUCUUCGAAAAAUUAAUUAAGAAUCAUAUAAGAAAAAAAAUCUAAUACCAAAAAGCGAAAAAGAAUAAGAGAGGAAACGCAAAAGUAAUAACAUCGGUUCGUGUGCUUUGCUACUGCUGCGGCUGCUGGUGCUUUGGUCUCCAAAUAUUGUUCCAUCAUCGACAUCACCCACAUUUUUUUUUCCUUAGUGUCAGUUAUAAUAAAAUUUGUGUGAAACUAUUGCGGACUCAUUUUCAGCGACGGAAAAAGCGCAAGUGAAGUGAAAGAAGAAAAUUGAUUGACGACAGAGAAAAGAGAAGAUAUCAGAAUAUAUAUAUAUAUAUAUAGUGGAUAGAAGUGAGAUCUCACAGUCAAGAGAUUAUUAUACAUUCGAAAAUUAGCAAGAAAUUUGUAUUCGUGAAAAUGUUUACGGGAACAGUGCGGAUAAAAAUAUGCGAAGCCUGUGGUCUGCGACCCACCGAUUUUCAAAGAAGACACAAUAUGACAUUUGGCAAGGCAGAUGAGCAGCCAAUCGAUCCUUAUGUCUCCAUUGAUGUAGAUGAAAAUCACCUUGACCGUUCCACGACCAAAGGAAAAACAUUCGAUCCGUGCUGGAAUGAGAUAUUCAUCCAUGAAGUAAACAAUGCAAAAAAUAUCGGUUUAACAGUGUUCCAUGAUGCCGCCAUACCACCGGACGAUUUUGUUGCCAAUUGCACAAUACCAUUUGAAGAUUUAGCACACCGUGAUAAAGAACAGCAGGAUUUUUGGGUUGACUUAGAGCCACAAGGGAAGAUCCACGUAAUAGUCGAACUAAAAUGGCACGAACAAAGCAAUACACAAGGUGCAGGCGCUGUUGCAAGCACCAAAGCCCCAACCGGGGCAGAGUUCAAGGAACGUGCCGCAUUCAAUCGGCGACGUGGUGCUAUGCGAAGACGUGUCCAUCAGGUCAAUGGGCACAAAUUUAUGGCAACUUUUUUGCGUCAACCCACAUUCUGUUCACACUGCAAAGAAUUUAUUUGGGGUAUCGGUAAGCAAGGCUACCAAUGUCAAGUUUGUACGUGUGUUGUGCACAAGAGAUGCCAUCGCUCGGUGGUAACAAAAUGUCCUGGCAUGCGAGACGAGGUAUGUAAGACGAAUUGUCAAUCGAAGAACGAGUCUCAGCGUUUCAGCGUGAAUAUACCGCAUCGUUUUCUGCCACAUAACUAUAAGCGCUUCACAUUUUGCGAUCAUUGCGGUUCACUACUGUAUGGCUUAUUCAAACAAGGGCUACAAUGUGAGGUCUGUAAUUUAAAUGUGCACAAGCGUUGCCAGAAAAAUGUUGCCAACAAUUGUGGCAUCAAUACCAAGGAGAUGGCGGAAAUUUUGAACGAAAUCGGCAUAUUACCCGAUAAACAAGGCCUACCAAGAAGUUCAAAGUAUUUGAAUAAAGCUGCCAGCGAAGCGACUGGUGGGUCGUCAACCGCAUCCUCGGAUUUCGGCUCAUCAAGCGAAGCGGAUGAAUCGAAAGAUGAUGCCAAAUCGCCGAAUGCAAGCAGCAAAAGUAAGAGUGCCAGAAAUUUGUCGAGUCUCAGCACUGCCCUACCCAUCGGUGAUAAAGGUAAAGUGGGCCUUAAUGAUUUCAACUUUAUCAAAGUACUGGGAAAAGGUUCAUUCGGCAAAGUAAUGCUGGCCGAAAAGAAGGGCACCGAAGAGGUGUACGCCGUCAAAGUGUUGAAAAAGGAUGCCAUCAUCCAGGACGAUGACGUCGAUUGCACCAUGACAGAGAAACGUAUUCUGGCCCUAGCUGCAAAACAUCCAUUCUUAACGGCAUUACAUUCAUGCUUUCAAACACCCGAUCGCCUAUUUUUUGUUAUGGAAUAUGUCAACGGUGGUGAUCUCAUGUUCCAAAUUCAACGUGCACGCAAAUUUGACGAAAGUCGUGCCGCAUUCUAUGCCGCCGAAGUGACACUUGCACUUCAAUUCCUACAUCGUCACGGAGUCGUUUAUCGUGAUUUAAAAUUGGAUAAUAUCCUACUCGAUCAGGAGGGCCAUUGCAAACUGGCCGAUUUUGGCAUGUGCAAGGAGGGAAUUAUUGAUGGAAUUUUGACAUCGACAUUUUGCGGUACACCCGAUUAUAUUGCGCCAGAAAUUCUUCAAGAAUUAGAAUAUGGCCCAUCGGUCGAUUGGUGGGCACUCGGCGUGCUUAUGUAUGAAAUGAUGGCUGGUCAGCCACCAUUCGAAGCCGAUAACGAAGACGAUUUAUUUGAAUCAAUUCUUCACGAUGACGUUCUUUAUCCAGUUUGGUUGAGCCGCGAAGCAGUAUCAAUACUGAAAGGCUUUAUGACAAAAAAUCCGGCACGUCGAUUGGGAUGCUCUGGAAAUGAGUCACAAAUCAGAGGUCAUGCAUUUUUCAAGGAUCUCGAUUGGGAAGCAUUGGAAUUGCGUCGUGUCAAACCACCAUUCCGGCCUAGAGUGAAAAGCCCUAAAGAUGCAUUGAAUUUCGAUACGGAAUUCACGAAAGAGGAACCAGUAUUGACUCCGGUACCAAACGAUGUGAUACGUUGCAUCAAUCAAGACGAAUUCGCUGGAUUUUCAUUUGUUAAUAAGAACUUUGGCCCAGAGCGAAAGAUCUGUUAAUUUCCUUCGAAUAAAAAAGAGUUUGUGCGAUCCAUGUUGAUUCAGGAGAAGGGAAAUUAGGCCCGAGUUGUGUUAAUGGGACAAAAAGUGUAAUAUUUAUUUUAGUCAAAGAAAGUGAGAAAUUAAGCAUGCAAAUGCAGUGCAUGCAUUUUGAUAUUAAACAAGCAUCUGUGGAACAGAUUGCGCUAAACCAAAAUACACCACCCACACAAGUGGCGCUGAUACGCGCAAGAAUUUCUUUUAAAGCCAGUCGGCAAGAUUUUUUUUUUUGGAAACUAAAUUUAUUUUACUAUGUAAAGUAACGGCUGAACAGAAAAACAAAAGCUGAUCAAAGUAUUUUUUUUUUGAAAUUCCGAAUCUUUAUUCGUUUUUUCUUAGUAUUAAAACAAUCAUUUAUAUCUGUUUUUUUGCCAUUUUCUUCUGUCAUACACAUUGAUUUUAGAGAAAGUCUGAAAGCCGUGAAUUUGAUUUGUGAUCAAUGUUGAACAUUUACAAUUUCAUUAUUUAUGCAAUGUAAUUGCAGAUAAAUUUAUUAUUAUUGUAAAUUCUAUCGUUAGAACACUCGAAUCCAAAUGCCAUACACAUAUAUGAAAAGAUGUUACAACACUAACGGAAGUAGUCAAUUUCUGUUUUUGUUUUUUUUUUUAAUUCUAGUUUUCUUUUCCUCAUCAUCAUUCGAACAUUUAUUGAGAUUAUUGUAUUGUAAAAAGAGGAGAUUUUUCAUGUCUAAAUAUUUAUUGUUGUUAAAAGAAAAUGUUAAUUUAUUUUAUUUUUUGUGGUGCGUGUUUCUUCUGUUUUUGUUUUUAUUCCGCUAAAAUGGUGAUCGCAUUGAUACAUACCGUUGUCAACUGUCCUUUCCAAAAUGUGGGAAUUAAAUAGAAAAUGACGUCCCAAAACAACAAACAAACCAGAUUGGAUAAAACAAUCUAUGCAUAAUAUAAAUAAAACAGAAUACAGAAUCCUAUUAUAAUUGUUAGAAUAAAUGCAUAGACAUGUGUUUGUUGAAAA